AUGGUCAUGGUCAAGGUCAUUGUCAUGGUCAUGGUCAAUGUCAUAGUCAUGGUCAAGGUCAAGGUCAUGGUCAUGGUCAUGGUCAAGGUCAUAGUCAUGGACAUGAUCAUGGACCAUAUAUUUACUAGGUGUAGCAAUGCCCAGAAAGAUGGUGUUAAAAUAGACCCUUCUGUAGACUGUGGGAAGUGGUAUGAUCUGAAGUUGGCUGAAGUGAGAUCCAGCACCCAAGUUCCGCAAGGAAAAGAGCACCCCCCAAUAACUGGCUGGAAGGAAUUCCCCAAGUCGGGCAUCCCCCCUGUCUUCAAUGCUGGGCAUAUUUACCAUCACUUGGUGGAGUCAAUACAAGAGAGAGAUGAUGAUGAUGAUGAUGAUGAUGAUGAUGGUGGUGGUGGUGCAAACAGUGACUUUGCCACUGACAAGCCAAUGCGCCGUGGCAAGAUAUUUUAUGACAGUGGAAAUGUCACAGAAAUACAAGAUGUAAGAAAGGGUAGUCAGUAUUUUGUGAAGGCAAAAGUUCUUGCCAGUAUGCGUAAAACAACGUAUUCAGUUCUUUUUUCUCUCUCAGUGAACAGUGGUUUUGUCUCCGAUGCUACUUGUGAUUGCCGUGCAUCGGCACUAGGGAGAUGCAGUCAUGUAGCAGCAGUUUUAUAUGCACUAAGUUAUUGUGUUGAGAACUCCUCUGACAGAUCUGUACCAUGUACAAGCAAACCCUGUACAUGGAACCGGGGACGGAAGCAGGGUAAAAAUCCAAAGAAAAUAACAGAAACAUCAUACCCUAAAACCCAUUCCUCUAGUGUUAUACAAUUUGACCCAAGACCCUUAUCUCAGCAGUCAACUGCACAAAUGCCCCAGGAAGAAAUUAACAACUUUUCGAUUUCUCUGCAGUCAUGCAGUAAGAACCUGUCCAUGUGGGAAACGCUCCUUCCUGUUAUAUAUGAUGACUAUGUCUUGUCAGAGGAGGAGAAGGUAGUAUUAUUAGUUAAAGUAGACCAGCUGAUAGAAAAUCUGACCCCCGAGGAGCAGGGACCAGUACAUGUAGUGACGGAGCAAGGAACUGAUCAGUGGCAUGCACUUAGGGCCUUGCGGGUAACAGCUUCAAAUGCUAAAGCCAUUGCUAGAGCACAUGACAGUACUCGCCCAACCCUUGUACAGAAGCAGCUGUGGCGGAGUUCUGCCACGACCUUGGCCAUGUUGUAUGGCAUCGAACAUGAGCAAGAUGCUCGGGUUGAUUUUGCCCAACAGUUUACUGAACUAACAGUGACAGAAUGUGGUCUCUGGCUUAAUGGGAAAUAUCCUGGUCUAGGUGCAAGUCCCGACGGAGUAGUUUAUGACUCUUCUUCAAACAGCGGUGUCCUUGAAAUUAAGUGCCCCAUAUCCAUUAAGACUGUUGCUCCGCAGGAUUUUGCUGAGGUGCUCAAUUAUAAACAACAGAAGAGCUUUUGUCUGGCAUCAGUGGCAUGUGAAAACAAUAAAUAUUAUUUAAAGAAAUCUCAUGUGUAUUAUACACAAAUUCAAAUCCAAAUGCUAAUUUUGGAAAAGGAAUGGGGCUAUUUUGUAAUCUGGACCCCACAUGGGUUAUUUGCAGAAAAAAUCCCUUUUGACAGUGAGCAUGUUGAUGAAAUUGUGCCACGCCUCUCAGACUUCCAUAAGAAAUGUCUAUGUCCAGAAUAUUUUGAAAUGAGACUCCCUAGGAGGCUGUCUCUAAUACAGUUAUCUUAAAUGGUGAGCGCGUUUAGCACAGCGCCGAAUGCGCACCGUGUGCGGGGGCCUUAAAUGAUCCCUUCUCUGUUCAUUCUACAUGCGUAUGAUCUCUACAAAGGGGUUGUUUAUAUCAAUUUGUUGUGUGUUAGCAUGAUAACCUUAAGUUUACAAAAUAAGGAGAUAUGAGGAUGUGGAUCCAGUGAUUUUGUAUUGCAUUAUUAGCUAUUUGUGAAUGUUUCAUUUCCUUAUUGAACAGAUCUUGUUGAUAAGCUGGCACGGCGAGUUCUAUUCCUUGGACGCAGGAGUAUGCUAUGGGACAGUUAAGCCAUCCACGCUCGUCUCGAGGAGAAGAAGAGAGAAGAAGUUAUAAGAAGAUAUAAGUUACUUCUCAUGCCAUUUCAUAACUAGUAACAAACUACAUGAUUGUAACUUUUGUACAUUUAUUGCUCAAUUAGGAAACUUAUAUAAUUGCAUAGUUCAAACUAAUGAAUGUAUUUUUGCUAUUCUUCAGUUGGAAAAUUGUACACACAAGGUCUGAACUCCUAAUAAAGUAAAAUGUUUACAUAUA
Messenger RNA from Priapulus caudatus, 2269 nucleotides. RefSeq lists its product as uncharacterized. Gene Ontology annotation, molecular function: zinc ion binding. NCBI's taxonomy places the organism in Eukaryota, Metazoa, Priapulida, Priapulimorpha, Priapulimorphida, Priapulidae. The transcript has 3 exons. The record is from RefSeq and is a predicted model, not a curated record. Bases 1 to 1719 code for a protein of 572 amino acids.